Zingiber officinale is the source of this 2254-nucleotide messenger RNA. Its product is annotated as solute carrier family 40 member 2, chloroplastic-like. NCBI's taxonomy places the organism in Eukaryota, Viridiplantae, Streptophyta, Magnoliopsida, Zingiberales, Zingiberaceae. Gene Ontology annotation, biological process: iron ion transmembrane transport. The transcript has 13 exons. Gene Ontology annotation, cellular component: membrane. The record is from RefSeq and is a predicted model, not a curated record. Gene Ontology annotation, molecular function: iron ion transmembrane transporter activity. Bases 323 to 2098 code for a protein of 591 amino acids.
GACAAGUAACUGGCGGCUGAUUCAGGCAGCUAUCGGGUCGUCAUCGACCGUCAAUCCUCAAGCUGACGGUUGAGAACCUCUUCGGAGACUAAAAGUUCGUGAAUAUCGAGAGAGCUUCGGCCGCCUCGGUGCCUGCAGAUAGCGGCUCGGAUAAGGGAGGUGAGAGCUUCAAGGAAUGAUUGGGAAAGGAAGGGGAACCCUAGCUGUGGAUCUCAUUCCUGUGGCGAAAACUUAGAAUCGCCUCCGAUCUCCACCGGCGAGGCUGCAUGAGUAGGACGGGAGAGGACGAUCGCGGCGGCAAAGGAAGGUUCUUGAAGCAUCCAUGGUGUUGCUCGCUGCAUCCUCUUGGUCACCGUCAUCGGCUCAACCGUUCUUCGCCUGUUCUUCUGUCCUACGGGCAGCUUCGGGGCCGGCCUCCGGCCUGUGCGUUAUCUCCCUUCGACGGCUGACGUUGAGGCCUCAAUGGCACCUCAGUCGCAGGUUGGGUACAUCCACACCAAAAUGUUUCGCCCCAAACAUUGACAUUGACUGUGAAAAUGAUGCAGUUGAGGAUUCAACUGCAGAAAAUCCUAGGUCCUUUUCAUCUGGCAGCUUAGUGUCAGUUCAUCUCAAGUCAGAUAUUCUUGGAGCCAACCCUUUAGAUUUGUCAGGCAAAGAGGCAGAUGCAAAUAACCUUUUUACAAAAUUGCAUGUGUUAUCCAAAGUGGAACAAGAUGCUCUAGCAGCUACUCCAACACAUCCUACUGGUUUAUAUGCUCUCUAUGCUAUCUCCUUAGUUGGAAAUCUAGUUGAACGACUUUGGAAUUUUGUUUGGCCUGCUGCUGUUGCAACUAUCUAUCCUAAUUUGCUUCCUGUUGCUGUUCUGGAGUUCUUCACAAAGCUUACUGUCUUUGUGGGCGGGCCCAUGGUUGGUACUCUUCUGGAUUAUUUUCCAAGAGUUCCUGUGUACCAUUGUCUUAAUUUUGUUCAGACAGCUGCUCAGUUGUUAUCAGCUGGGAUGAUCAUUUAUGCACUCAACUUGGUAAAGCAAAGCUCUGCAUCUUCUGUGCUUCUUCAACCUUGGUUUGUUAUCCUGGUGGUUGCUGCAGCAAUUGAAAGGCUUGCCGGUUUAGCAUUGGGAGUUACCAUGGAACGUGAUUGGGUUGUUCUGUUGGCAGGCAGAAACAGGCCAGUUGCACUCGCCCAAGCAAAUUCUAUACUAGGUCGUGCUGACCUUUUUUGUGAGAUAGCUGGUGCUUCACUUUUUGGCAUUUUGUUGUCGAAAUACAAUUCAGUGACAUGCUUAAAACUUGCAUGUGGCAUGACGGUGUUUGUCCAACCUGUUCUGUUUGUCUUGGGCCAGCUGAUCAAUUCACUUUCCCAUGGUGUUCUUGAUCUCUCCAGAUCCCCUAAUAUGAAACCUGUUGUCACACCUUUGUUUGAUGCAUCAGAAAUAGUUGGAACAGGGUUGGAUGCUUUCAGACAAGGCUGGAAAGAAUACAAGCAUCAGCCUGUCCUUCCUGCAAGUUUGGCAUAUGUGUUGCUUUAUUUCAAUGUUGCUCUAGCUCCUGGUUCCAUCAUGACAGCAUUGCUUGUACAUCACGGCAUCAAUCCAUCAAUUAUUGGUGGAUUCAGUGGAUUGUGUUCUAUCAUGGGUUUUGCUGCAACAUUCAUGUCUGCAAGCUUGGUAAAAAGGCUUGGCAUACUAAAGGCAGGAGCUGCUGGAUUGAUGUUUCAAGCAUUUUUGCUCACGUUAGCUGUUUCGGUGUAUUGGACUGGUUCUAUCACUCAGCAAACUAGGCUGCUAAUCUUUCUAUCUUUAAUUGUGGUUUCACGGUUGGGCCAUAUAUCGUAUGAUGUUGUAGGAACACAGAUUCUUCAAAUGGGAAUUCCGCCUGCCAAAGCAAACUUGAUCGGGAUAACUGAAGUCUCGAUGGCCAGUCUCGCCGAACUUCUCAUGUUUGGCGUUGCAAUAAUUGCAAACGACGUCGCGCAUUUUGGUUUCUUGGCUACACUUUCUGUAUCUUCUGUUGCAGUGGCUGCCGCGAUAUUCUGUCAGUGGCUGGCUAACCCAACGAAGAGCCAGAGGGAACUCUUCCAGUUUGAUAGAGGAUUUUGACAAAAUGUAUGACUUCUUCCACAUCAACAUAUCAGCAUCUAUGUAGAUGGAUAGAGAGUUGUGCCGUAAAUGCUGGAGUUUUCAUGCUUCCAGUUUCGUUUCCUGGCUCCGGUUUUGUUUUUUCAUAUUCAUUUUAUCUAAGAAGAAUUUUCGGCG